Molecule: messenger RNA, 2298 nt
Organism: Colletotrichum godetiae
Lineage: Eukaryota; Fungi; Ascomycota; Sordariomycetes; Glomerellales; Glomerellaceae
Product: L-amino acid oxidase
Exons: 4
Coding region: 312-2147 (611 amino acids)
Biological process (GO): amino acid catabolic process
Molecular function (GO): L-amino-acid oxidase activity
Source: RefSeq, a predicted model, not a curated record
AACCACGUGUCGGUUUGGGAGCAGAAAAGAGGAAUGAAGGCUGAAACCUAACAAAACCCGAGUUCAAAGACGUGCAAGCCCUAAAUGGCCCAAGAAAUAGGAGAACCAAGUUGGCAUUCUGUAGACUUGGUUGAAAUGCUGGUCCAUGUCACCAAAGUGUAAGGUAAACAACGCAACCAAGUUGUCAGUCGGUGACUGCCGGUAUAAAUGAAGACAUAAUAAGAUGCUGCCCUAAACGUCGAUGUCACUUGUGUAACCAACACAUCUACUAAUGCCACGUCGGCUAUCAUACAGUCUUUACCGUGCGAACAAUGUCACUUUUCAAAGCACGCACGCUCGUUACCGCCCUGCUAUUUGCACAAUCAUUCGCUUUACCCGCCCCUGAGUCCAAGCCAGCCCAGCUCGAAGGAAGGAACAUCUGCAACGAUGGCGAGCUUGCUGCCAAGAACCCACGCGCAGCUUUCUUCCGCAAGGUCGUAGACGAGUCAAACUACAGCAAUCACAGCAGAGUACCGACGCCGAAGGAUGUUCCCUUGAAGGUGGGCAUCAUCGGCGGUGGAGCUGCCGGGCUCUACGCUGCAAUUCUUCUCGACUCUCUUGGAAUUGACUACGAUAUCCAUGAGGUUUCUGGUCGCGUUGGCGGGAGAAUCUACACCUACCAUUUCGAUCAAGAGGCUUGGGACAAGUCGACACCCGCAGAUCCUGCCUAUUAUGAUUACUAUGACGUUGGCGCCAUGCGCUUCCCUCCGAUGCCUUACAUGAGUCGCAUCAUUGGAAACGACUCAUGGAGUCUUAUCCCCUAUAUCAACGCAAGAGUUUCUGAGCGCGAUCAAGUCGUCAAGGAACAUUACAUUUUUAGAACGAACAACACAUUCAGGCGAUUCAACGGUGUCACUUCUCUCCUCCAAGACCCCGAUUCUGCCUCCCCUGCUAAGUACGAUGUUCCUGUCUUCAACUCGACCUUUGAGACGCAGUCUGCGUAUAAUGUGUGGAAGGCUCAAGUCAGCACGAUGACGACAGCGCUGUCGGCCAACUUUGACACGGGUUUCAAUCUUCUCAUGAAGUAUGAUUCCAUGACAGUCCGGGAGUUCCUCUUAGAUCAGGGCUUUACCAACACAGAGAUCGACUGGAUGGAGACCAUCAACGACGCCACAGGUCACUACGACAUGUACUCCAUGUCUCAAGCCGUUCUCGAGCAGUGGAUCUUUGACAGCGCAGAUAUCGACAACUGGUCGCUGAUCAACGGCGGCAUGGACAUGUUGACCAAGGGCAUGAACCUCAUCGUGAAGAACAAGCCCAUCCUGCACCACCGCGUCUCCGAUAUCAAGAAAAAUGCCAAUGGCUCCUUGAAGGUCGUCGUCAACGGCACCCAGGAGUAUGACUAUGCCCAUGUCAUCUCGACCGUUCCGCUGGGUGCCCUCCAGGCCAUCAACAUGACCGAGCUAGACCUCAACUACUUCGAAAACAACGCCAUCCGCACUCUCAACUACGACCCUUCGACGAAGAUCGGUUUCAAGUUUAAGACUCGAUGGUGGGAAAACCUCGCUACUGGUCCCUUCAAGGGUGGCCAGUCCUUCACGGAUCUUGCUAUUCGCCGCUGCGUCUACCCCUCAUAUGGCAUCGAUGUUCCAGGUGCACCCGGAACCAUGAUUGCCAGCUACGUCUGGGGCCAGGACGCCUCCAGACUAGGUUCAUACAUGAACCCGCACAACGAGAAGCAACAGGCACCUUAUCAACCAGAGAGCAUUGACGUCAUGGUCGACUUGACUCUGAGAAACCUGGCAGAACUCAACGGCGUGUCUCACGAGUUCCUCCUGUCGCAGUUUGAAGGCUACCACGCGUACGAUUGGUACGGAUCAGCAUACUCCAACGGCGCUUUUGCCAUCUUCGGCCCGGGUCAAUUCAGCAGCACGCUGCCGUGGUUAAUGCGGCCUUCUGCUGAUGGCCACAUGCACUUCGCGGGCGAGGCGUUGAGCUCGGGUCACGCUUGGAUCAUUGGCGCCGUCAACAGCGCAUGGAGAACCGUGUUUGAGAUCCUUUGCACUGAAGGUCUGGAAGACAAGAAGAAGCAGUUCGUUGAGCAGUGGGGUGUCAUCGAUGAAGUUGACAUGGGUUGGUACGACUGGUCUCCGGAGGGGUUCCCGUGAGAGCAGCAGGCUCCAGGUGCCGGCUUGACGCCAACGAAUACAGCCCAGAACUGCGCGGUUCCGUCGUCAAGCUUGCAUCCAUUUUUCUUUGUCUACUUUCCUAUCAAACUUACCAAAAUAUACGUAAUCAUAAUUCUGCAAAGACAAAAGC